Molecule: messenger RNA, 2043 nt
Organism: Fulvia fulva
Lineage: Eukaryota; Fungi; Ascomycota; Dothideomycetes; Mycosphaerellales; Mycosphaerellaceae
Exons: 1
Coding region: 1-2043 (680 amino acids)
Biological process (GO): chromosome segregation; protein phosphorylation
Cellular component (GO): nucleus; cytoplasm; centrosome
Molecular function (GO): ATP binding; protein kinase activity
Source: RefSeq, a predicted model, not a curated record
AUGUCAUCAUCAGGUAAGAUCUACAGGCCAGCGGCCGGGCCUCUUUGUUCCCCGCCGUGUAAGCACCUAUGUCUAACAAUGAAGACAAAGAGCGGCCGUCUUUGUUACACUACCGCUCUUUCUGUUUCUCUAUCUCUCCCGCACACAGACAACCCUCGCAAAGAGGACCACGAGAUUCUGACGCAUACUGUAGUAGCACUCAUCGGCGCAGAAGCAUUGGCCCCCAACAUGGUUCGAGCAGGCACGCCGUGGUCCCGUUGGGUGAAACACAUGACCACGGUAUACAAUGAAUCGCCUCCCCUACGACGUCGAAAACGAUUAAUCCAGAAUAUCAGCGUCGAUUGGAGGAAACUCGGGGACAACAAGGCCACGGUCACCGGAGCGCUAGACUUGGUCUACGAUUGCAUAGAUGAUGUGGCAGCCCUCCACCGUGGCUUGACGGCGGAAGAGUGGACAACGCCACAAGAAGAAGAACAGACUUAUCGAGCUUAUAUGACUGGUAUGGACGCAGCGAUUCGAAGCAUAGAGGUCCUGAUCCAUCUGCAGUAUCGGCUCGGGCGAGCGAUCUAUCCAGGGCCGAGUCUCUACUGGGCAAGUGCUCUUCGUGAUCUCUGGCUCGAGAACCGCGAAGCAGUACAAGUGAGGCUGCGGCAAUUGACACCUGACGCUGCUCAAGUGGGUGUAAUCGGAGACGACACACAGCUCGAACAACUUGCGGCCCAACGACAAGCCCUGGCACUGCAACAGACUCCCGAGGAGAUGUUGUUAGCAAGAGACGGCUGGAACGGUGGAUGGCCCUUGGGCAGUGGAGGCCAAGGCCACGUCAAUCUUUGGGCACGAGUGACUCGCGGGGGCCAAGUUGUAGAGAGGAUGGCAGUCAAGGACAUAUGGCUCAGCGCGACCGAUUGGACAUCUGCGGCAGCUUGGGUCGGCAAUGUCUUCGACAUAGAGGACCGCGUUCCAACUGAGGUUCAUGCGAUGCGGGUACUGAGAGACGAAGCGCACAGCGACAAGACCGUGUCCAUGGUGGAGUGGGCACCACAUUGGUCGAACCGCAUGUACAGAAUCUUCAUGGAGUUCUGUCCGUAUAUGACCUUGUGGGACGUUGCUGGCUUCAAUAAAGUUCGCCAAGACGAGUUCCCGGAGGAGUUCGAGCGCGUUGACGACAACCUGGAUAACAUCAAACUGCCCGAACCAUUCUUAUGGCAUUGUUUCGAGAGUCUCGUGCAAGCUGCCACCAGCCUGGAGUGCAAAAACACAAAUGAUGUCAGUUUAGAGGGCAAAAAGACCAUAGUACACCGCGACAUCAAGCCAGGGAAUAUCUUCUUGGGGGAGAGAUCCGUCGAAACAUUCGCGCCAUAUCCUACGCCGAAACUCGGUGACUUUGGCCUGUGUCUGUUCACGUCGGACGACGAUCCUUUCAAUCCGUCGGGCUAUGUCGGUUUAGGCACGACAGGCUUCAUGGCCCCCGAGCAUCUCCACACGUACAACGCUGCCGUGGACGACUUGGGUCGACCAAGAGAUCCUGCAAAGCUCGGCCACAAGACGAGUAUUUGGGGUAUUGGAAAGACAAUGCUUCAGCUCAUGAACAUGGCUGAUACAUAUGUCAAUCCACAACCACACCAAGUCCCAGAGUUCGACGCGGUGGCUCUCGUCUACAGCAAAGAAUUGCGUGAUAAUGUCCGUUCGUGCUUGGCCUGGAACCCGAGCGACAGGCCAAACCUGGACGACCUGCAAACAAUGAUCCUCCAAUACACCGGGCCUGGUGGCGGAGACCUUGAUCAUGCUGGCGAAAUGAGAGAUUUUGACAUUCUCACUGAGACCGUUCCGAGGCAGUUCGAACUGCAAUUGAGAGUGCAGAGAUGGCCGCUUCGUGAAGACCUAAUGCUAGAAGCCGGAAUGCCAGGGACCGAUCUCGUCCUGCCGGAUGAAGACGCCAACGAGAGCGAGGCUGAAGUAGAGGACAAUACAGACGAAUCCGAGGACGAAAGCCAGGACGAAAGUGGAGACGAUGAUUCCGAUGAGGAUGAUGAGUCAAGUUAA